Molecule: messenger RNA, 4757 nt
Organism: Neomonachus schauinslandi (Hawaiian monk seal)
Lineage: Eukaryota; Metazoa; Chordata; Mammalia; Carnivora; Phocidae
Gene: PYCR2
Product: pyrroline-5-carboxylate reductase 2
Exons: 7
Coding region: 173-1132 (319 amino acids)
Biological process (GO): L-proline biosynthetic process
Molecular function (GO): pyrroline-5-carboxylate reductase activity
Source: RefSeq, a predicted model, not a curated record
GGCACCUCCUGCCAGGCAGGCGGUGGGGAGGGGUCCCGGCAGCCGGGCCGGAAGCUGCCGGCAGCUGUCUGCGUCCGGCUUCCGGGGCGUGCGGCUCGUUGGGGUCUCUCUCCGCCCGGCCUCGUGUAUCCUGCGGCGGCUCCCUGGUGGUGCCGGACGCGUUCCCGCCGCCAUGAGCGUGGGCUUCAUCGGCGCGGGCCAGCUGGCCUGUGCCCUGGCGCGGGGCUUCACGGCGGCAGGGAUCCUGUCGGCUCACAAGAUCAUAGCCAGCUCCCCGGAAAUGGACCUGCCCACGGUGUCCUCGCUCAGGAAGAUGGGCGUGAACCUGACCCGAAGCAACAAGGAGACGGUGAGGCACAGUGACGUCCUGUUCCUGGCUGUGAAGCCGCACAUCAUCCCCUUCAUCCUGGACGAGAUCGGGGCGGAUGUGCAGGCCAGGCACAUCGUGGUGUCCUGUGCUGCUGGUGUUACCAUCAGCUCUGUGGAAAAGAAGCUGAUGGCCUUCCAGCCGACCCCCAAGGUGAUUCGCUGCAUGACCAACACACCCGUGGUGGUGCGGGAGGGCGCCACGGUGUACGCCACGGGCACCCACGCCCUGGUGGAGGAUGGCAGGCUCCUGGAGCAGCUCAUGAGUAGCGUGGGGUUCUGCACGGAGGUAGAGGAGGACCUGAUUGACGCCGUCACGGGGCUCAGCGGCAGUGGGCCUGCUUACGCAUUUAUGGCCCUGGACGCAUUGGCUGAUGGUGGGGUGAAGAUGGGCCUGCCUCGGCGCCUGGCGGUCCGCCUGGGGGCCCAGGCCUUGCUGGGCGCUGCCAAGAUGCUGCUGGAUUCAGAGCAGCACCCAGGCCAGCUCAAAGACAAUGUCUGCUCCCCCGGAGGGGCCACCAUCCACGCCCUGCACUUCCUGGAGAGUGGGGGUUUCCGCUCCUUGCUCAUCAACGCUGUGGAGGCCUCCUGCAUCCGCACACGAGAGCUGCAGUCCAUGGCUGCCCAAGAGAAGGUCUCGCCCGCUGCCCUCAAGAAGACCCUCCUGGACAGAGUGAAGCUGGAAUCCCCCACAGUGUCCACGUUGACCCAUUCCACAGGGAAGCUGCUCACAAGAAGCCUGGGCCCCGGGGGCAAGAAGGACUGAGGUGGUCUCUGCCCUCCUUUCUAGAACCAGAGCCCUGUGGGGGACCGAGCAGGGCGAGGGCAGGUCCGGCAGUUUCAGGUCCUUGUGAUAAAACCCCCUUGAAUCUGUUCAGACCCAGCCACACUAGUUUCUUGUCUUGUCCACGUUGGAAGAUGCUCCCAGGGGGAGGGGGUGAUGGUGGCGGCCAGAGGCAGGCCUGUGCACCUGUUGGGGGAGAGAGGCCACGACUCCAGUCUGAGCCCUGCUGGGUGAAAGGUCUGGAGACCUUCAGCUGGGGUCCUCUGUCUGGAGCCAGAACCAAGUCCGCUUGACACCAGGUCAAGGCAGAGAGAGGUACGAAACGUGACGAGGACUUUGCUCUCUGAAUUGUGAGUGGAAAAGAAGUGAGCAACUUAGAAUUGUUACAGUUAAUCAGAAAAGCACGAAAGUAGGUCAUGCUUCUCUUUAACUCUUGCUUCAUAGGUGUCCCGUUGGAAAAGUGUUACUGAGCGCUCUUAAGUUUAACUGCUUCAAUAUAGUUUUAUUUUUUAUUACCCUGCUUUUAUUUUUUUUAAGUAAGCUCUGUGCCCAGUGUGGGGCUUGAGCUCACGACCCCGAGAUCAAGAGUCGUGCGCUCUACUGACUGAGCCAGGCUGCUUUUUUAUGCUUCAUCUUAAGUCUUCAUUCUAGAGAACUCCAGGACCUGACCAGGCAUUCCUUGCUUCUAUGGGGAGCGCCGUCUGAAGGCAAGAAGUAGGGAGGAGAAGAAAUUAUGGGCUAGGCCCUGAGAGCUGUACAGACGCCCUGCUCCAGCCUGACCCCCAGGGUCAGGGUCAGGAGAUGGCUCUAGGAUGGGCCAGAGCUCAUGGCCGAGGAGAGCCAAGUGGCCUGAGCUGGGGGGAGGGUGGCUGCCCAGGCACAGAGGAGGAAGCCGCCUGCUUUGUAGUUGGCCGUGCACCUGCCGGGCUUUGGACCCAGGCGGACUGCACUCUGAGGGAGGAGCUACUUUUUCCCUCACUUGACCGCAGAUGCUGAGGCCUGGGGACAAGCAGCUUAGCUCCUUGAGCUGGGCUCACGGGUGGGGCCAUGGGUGGGCCUGCUGUGUACACAGCGGGACAGAGCCUCCCGCUCGUCCCCAGGAGCUCGCCGCCUAUGGCAUUGGCACCGGCAUCCUCUCUGGGUUCAAAUCUGAGUUGCCCCCCCCACAAUUUGCGGGUAGAUGUGUUUUUUUUAAAACUUAAUUCCAGUUAGUUAAGCUGUACGAUACAGUAAUUCAACACUUCCAGGCGUUGCCCCGUGCUCAUCACGACAAGUGCACCAGUUUCUGCCACUUUCAGCUAGGGGACCUUAGAGAAGCUACUGAAUCCAGUCUCCAGAUUUCAUCCCCUCUAAAUAGGAGGUCCCGCUCCAUCAGAAGCUUCUGGUGGGUUUGCAGUGAGACCUUGUGGAAUGGCUCAGCAGAACAUGUGGAACACGGUGGACCACUCAAGCCUGUGGUGCUCAUCCUUCACCCCCAGCUGCGGGAGGGGGUCCUCGGUGAGGACAGCAGCCCAGCUCAAACUCCAACCUGAGAGCCGUGGAUGAGGCUCGUUCCUGUGGGGCCACAGUGACAAGCGACAAGUUCAACCCUCUGCAAAGCUAUUGUAAAGCCCACGUUAGGUGGCAGGCUCUGCACGCCCUUUAUAGGAAAUCUUAGGAUUCAGGAACUGGGUAGAAUAAGGCGAAGCUCGAGGAGGUUAAAUAAGCUGCCCCCCAAAGAUUCAAAGAGACAUUUCACCAAGGAAGAUAACACGGCAAAUGGGCCUGUGAGGAGACGUUUAAGCCAUCGCUGACUGGGGAAAUGUCAAAGCCCAGGGCGGUACCACGGCACAGCCGCUCGCACGACUGGUUUUGGUGGAGCUGGGGUUUACCAGAAAGCGAUGUUGACAAGGAUGUGCAGGAAUGACAGCCCUCCUGUAAAAUGGAGUGGCCACUCUGGCCAACAGUCUGGCAGUUCGGAAAGUUAGUCACCAUAUAAGCGAUGCUAUUCAAGUACCAACCCAGGGGACAGAGCACUUGUCCGCACAAACGCUUGGGCGUGAAUAUCCAGGACAGCAGCAUUCCCAAGAGCCAAGAAGAGGAAACCACCCAAAUGUCUGCCAGCUGGUGAGCGGACACCCACCAGCAUCACAUCCACUCAAGGGAAUAGCGUCCGGUGAUGAUAAGGGAGCGCUGGUCUCGCUACACCAUGAAGGUGCCCAGAAACAUCACCGGAAGCGAAAACCCAGUCGCUGUUGGCCGCACAUUCUGUAUGAUUCCGUGAAUUGGAAAUGGCCAGGAACUGUGCGGUCUGCAGCGCCAGAUUGUGGCUGCCCAGGGCCGGGUGGGAAUGGGAGGAACACGGGGUUUCUGCUGGGAGCCACGAGGUGAUUGAAGAGGCGAUGGUUGCACUACUGUGGACAUACAUGAUCACCGAACUGUAUAUUUAAGUGGGUGGAUUUUAAGGACUGUAAUUCACACUAAUGCUUUAAGAAAAGAAAGGAAGUUUCCCCAGGUUAAUACCAGGACUCAGGUCCAUGCCUGAUACUGAAUCCUGUCCUCUCAGCACCGUGCCUGAUGGCGAGCGGUCCUUGGGGACUGGAGACUGUCCCCUCAUCUCUCCCCCGCCCCCUCAAGGCCACCCCCUCCCAGGCCUAAAUCCACCAACGUACAUUUACUGAGGACCUAUGCCUUGGUGCCUGCGGUCUGCUUGGCUCGGGUGAAUCCUCACCUGCUAAGGACCCCUGUCCUUCACUUCUGAGCUUCCGCCCCGCACGGUUGGGCUGGACUUGAAUGAAGGUGGCUGUGGCCGCAGUCCUCCAGGGAGAGGGGGGAGAGGCUCAGGCCUUAGGGAACAGUUCUGCUCUGCUCUCCCCGGCACCUUGGGCUGCCCACCUUCUCACCGCGGGCUGAGGGGUCCCGGAGCUGGGGCCUGAGCUUCAGGUGGUCACAGCCAGGGGCUGGGGACUCCCCACGAGGUCAAGGGGGCCCCCCGAGUAUCAGGCCCUGGCCAGGUUGAGAGCUUGUGGCCUGAGCUGCCUGGAAGGCACUUGAGCGUCCCCUGCAAGCCUUCCAAGAGUAAGAGCUGGUGUUCGAGGCUAGCGCGGCCUCUCCGAGAAGUCCAUGCCGAACGCUCCCUCUGCCAAGUGCCCGUGAGGCCUGGGAGCCCCCUGGUCAGCAAGACUGUCCUUGCUCGGAGACACACAGAGGCUCAGGACAGAUGUAGACACAGGACAUGUGGAAAACAGGGCAGAGAGAGAGAGUAAGGAAGGGGGUAACCAGGCCCCCACCCCCAGCCCACCAGGACUCUUGGGGCGCUGGGCCUAGAGCGGGCCUCAAUCCCCACGUCACAACUGGCUUCUCUCAGGACCCCCAGAACUGCCUUACCUGCUGCCUCCAUGUUGCUUUCCCGUAAAACGGGGCACGAAUCUCGGCCCCGACUGUUCCCAGUUGUUACCUUGGGGGAGUGGAGCUGAGGCUGGUUCUCACUUGAUUUUCUUCCUUUUACUUUAGAUCGUGGCUGGCAACAUGCAGGCCCCACCUUUUUAAAUCCAUAGUUAAAGGAUUAAAAAAUGGGGCACCUGGGGGGGGGCUCAGUCGGUUAAGUAUCCGACUCUUGGUUUCAGCU